UGAUCGUGCCGCUCUUAUCUAACGUCGUGUUUUAUUUACACGUCAAAAUUACUCUUGGUGUUCAAUAGCACAAUUUGGAAAACGAUAAAUGUUGAGAAAGAAGAAAGACUAUAUAUAUAUAUAUAUAUAUAUAUACACGUUACGUUAGCUUGUACCAACAUUCCGUUACUACUGCCGAAAUUUGUGGACACAGCUUAACGAUUGGUGAAACAAAAAGAAAAAUACGAAACGGGAACUUCUUGUAUAAUGUAUUUGUACACGAGCAUGUGAUGUUAAAUUCGAGUACCGGUGCCGUUGAUGAAUGGAAUUUUAAGAGCAGGAUUGUACCUGUUUGAUACGAAGGUCCCCGUUUAAAUUUAGCGGGAAGGACACCAUACUGACUCGUUCGGCCACGAAAGGCGCUUCGUUUCAAUAUCCUCGUCGAUGAGACGGCAGAUUGUCCGACUUGCAUCCCAGGAGUCGAAGGAAGUCGGCGGAUUGUCCGAAUCCCUGGUUUGUUGAUUUUAAGUUACCAUAAAAAGUAUCAUGGCGUCUAGGAGCCAUGUGGACAACACGGUGAAUGAGCGCCGUUUGCGGCCGAUUUACGACUGGUUGGACAAUGGGAACAAUAAGAAGGCCCUCCAGGAGGCGGACAAGGUGCUUAGGAAACAACCGGGUAAUCAGUGCGCCAGGGUGCUCAAGGCUCUGGCCUUGUUGCGGCUGGGCAAGCAGGAUGAGUGCCAAGUUAUCAUGGACAAAGUACAGUCUGAGAUACCCUGUGAGGAUUCUACUCUACAGGCGAUGAGUAUUUGCUACAGAGAGACACUUCAGCCUGACAAAAUUAGCGAGGUUUAUGAAGCUGCUGCAAAAGCCGAUCCACAUAACGAGGAGCUCCUGACGCAUCUUUUCAUGUCGUACGUUCGCCUUGGUGAUUAUAAGAAACAGCAACAAACUGCCCUGGCCUUGUAUAAAGUAAAACCUAAGAAUCCAUAUUAUUUUUGGGCUGUUAUGAGUAUAGUGAUGCAAGCUACUCAUUCAGAUGAAAAGCUAGCAAAAGGAGUUACACUGCCUUUGGCGGAAAGAAUGGUCCUAAAGUUAGUAAAGGAAGGCAAGAUGGAAGCGGAGCAAGAAGUGCAGCUUUACCUGAUGAUUUUAGAACUACAAGACAAACACGAAGAGAUAUUAAAUGUAUUGUCUAGUCCCUUAGCUUCGUAUCUUUCAUAUGUGCCACAACGAAGGGCCACACUUUUAUUGAAGUUGGAACGUUUUCCCGAAGCUGCUGAAGCAUACCAAGAACUUAUAAGGAAAAACACUGACAAUUGGGCAUUUUAUCAAAAUUACCUUUCGAUGGCCUUAAAGUUUCAACAACCGACGGAAUGCUUGGAUUUUUUUAACGAUAUUAUUAACAUGUCCGAGAACAAGAUCCGCGCGCCGUACUUGGCACGCUUGGAAUUACUGAAACGUACCUGUACUGGCGAAGAUGAUGCGCAGUACAGUUUGCAAUCUGUGAAUCUUAUGCACCAACAUUUUUCACAAUUUGGAGAAAAAGGCUGUGUAGUUAGUGACUUGCAAUUAUAUCUAAAUAUACUCACACCCAAGGGCAAAAUGGAGUUAUUGGAAAGGAUUGAGAAAGAUGUUGGCGUCGCGCCAGACAAGUUUCCCACCACCGUACAGCAGAUCCAAAGGCACAUCCACUUGGAGCAGUUGCGACGUAUCUGCGGUUUCCACCAUCCUCCUUUGGCGGACAGAAAUAAACAGGAGGAACUGAUAAAGCGGCUGUGUGAUCUGUAUGAGAAGGCCAACGAGCUAUGCCCGGUGCAGGAAAGAUUGCCGACCGACUUUUGCCCGGCGGAUUCGUACAUUCUAUUAGCUUCGCAUCUGCUGCAUCAAUUAUGGGUUGACACUAAUGACUCGUCUUUCCUUUACAGGGCGAUAUCGUUGUUGGAACGUUGCCUCCUGUCGAGUCCUGCAAAUUUUCAUGUAAAAAUUCUGCUCGUGCGGAUAUACUUGGAGGUCGGUUUGGUGGUAGCGGCCGACCGUGCGUUCACGUUGCUCGACGUCAAGCACCUGCAGCUAGACUCGCUGGGUCACCUCCACGUGCCUCUUCUCGCGCCUCUCGGCGACUUGACGCUGGCCUCGACGACUCUUGAUCAUACAGCGAAGUUUUUCAUAGCCAAUUACAAGGAUAGUGCGGAUCACUUAACGUUUGCGUACAAAUACGGGAGUUUUGUAAAGAUACAGGAAUUUGUGGAGUUGAGAGAACGCCUAGAAAAUUCGUUUCACUUCGCUACGACGACUGUAGAUAAAAUGCUGCUCGAUUUGUGUUGGUGCGACAGUACUUCCUCCUUCUUUUCUAAUUUGAAUAGUAUGCACAUACAACCUAAUAAAGAUUCGGUUAGAUGGGAUUCUCUGCGGGACAAUCGUAAUUUGGAGGUUGUUUAUGGGUGGGAGCCGUGUAACCAGAGCGAGGGGGAUCCAAGAAUGCGGGAGGAGACACGGUUAUCCAUGCUGAGACUGCUCGGGGCGAGGAGUCUCAUGUUGCGCAUCUUGGUAGCGAGUGCCGAGCCGGACUCUUCUAUCCUGUUCUCUCAAUUAUCCGCCGAGCUUAAGCAAUUAGACGACGAGCAUAUUCCGCACAUUCUGCAAAAAUUCGAUGCGGAUGGCAAGCAGAACAGGCCGUGCAAUAUCCUGGUCCCGCUGGAUGCCGUGGAAAGAUUACGAGAGGCUCAUUAUUCUGAGCAGUUGAGGACCGUAGCACGUCUUGCUAAGUCGCUGUCUCACUCACCGUGCCCUGAUUCGGAUUGCAUACAGAUGCUGCGGCGCUCAUCUUGCUUGCAGACGUUACCCAUUCCCGAACGGGACACGCCGGUAUCCUUCAUGAACUUCUUACUCAGAGCCACAACUUGUGGCGAAUCUUUAGCAAUCAUUAGCGCCAUAUGCAGCAGUGCGUGUGCGAUGCAGUCGAAACCACGUACUAGGCAAAAGAAGAAUAAAAAGAAAUGCAAUAAAAAUAUCGAAUCUGACGUGAUAGAUGAGACUAACGAAUCUAAGACUUGGAGAGAAGUAGCUACAUUAUUAUCGGAGAGAAUCCGAGAUUUAGACGCGGUUUUAACAGAAUUCGAAAAGUACGAGCUGCACACAGGACUGGACGAGAAUGACGAUGUGUGCGCCAACAUCGCGAAGCGCGGCCAAGCGAGUCUCCGACAAAGUUCCAGAGCCCUCAAAUCUCGUGCCCAGCUCACGUUAAGGUUUCUAAGUAACUUGAAGAGCUAAAACCACUCGACAAUAUUUGUACAAAGAGGAUCUAUCCGUCUACUUAAUAAUUUUCAAGAACUAUUCAAGGAUGAUUCUGUACAUAAUUCUUAGUCCUAAUCAAUUAUAAAUAUUGUAUGAAUGGUUUAAUGCCGAUUGAGAGAUACCUCUGAGACUAUCUUCAUUUGUGAAAAGUAUCGCGCGAUCAUUACAUCACACUGUACACUGGCGUCAUCUGACCCGCGUUCACAAUUAACACAUUGAGUGCCGCGCCGGAUUCGAGUGUGAAUUCCACCCGGGGUCCGAAUCAUCCGGCCGCCACGCGUGGUCGUAUAUGCAGAGUCCAAUUUAUACAUUGCCAGCCGCACGAGUUGUACCCGAUUAGGUAAGACUUGGUGAAAUUACUUCCAAUUAGGUAAAUAAAAUCUUCACUCCUGCAAACGGACGAGUCCCGCGGAAACUUAAGCGUCAUCCAAAUACGGAGGUGACACUCAACGUGUUAAUAAUAGAAAUGUCAUACUCUUGAAAAUGAGGCUUGUGACAGCUGUAUAAGUUCAAACAAUCGUAGAGCUCGCUCUCGCAGCUUCUUACGCCUAAAGGUGUUUGAAGGUACGCGACUGUCUCUGAUUGAUUUAAAGAUGGCUUUAUCUAUUUUUAGUUGUGCUUCUUUCAUCUCUCUUUUUACCAUUAUGGAAGUAACAUUACACAAGACACUUUAGGUAAAACCUGUUUCGCGUCCAGGUUCGUCCAUUCAUAUGAUGAAUGGAUCAUACUUUCUACAUGCAUUCUAUUUGCAUAGGACGUGUAAGAAAGUUAUUUUUAAAAAUAACACAUAUUUUUAUUACAUCUUGUAAUGUUAUAUACAAUAUUAUGAUAUACAACACAAUUUUGUAAUAUUAUAUAUAAUAUUAUAAUACACAUACACACACAUACAUAAAGAUAUUCAUUUGCAUUCAUCGUUACUAUCGAAGAAAUGUGAAAUUGAUGAAGU
Messenger RNA from Dinoponera quadriceps, 4222 nucleotides. It is a transcript of the gene psidin, whose product is annotated as N-alpha-acetyltransferase 25, NatB auxiliary subunit. The record is from RefSeq and is a predicted model, not a curated record. The transcript has 10 exons. Gene Ontology annotation, cellular component: cytoplasm; NatB complex. Gene Ontology annotation, biological process: N-terminal peptidyl-methionine acetylation. NCBI's taxonomy places the organism in Eukaryota, Metazoa, Arthropoda, Insecta, Hymenoptera, Formicidae. Bases 526 to 3252 code for a protein of 908 amino acids. Gene Ontology annotation, molecular function: protein-N-terminal amino-acid acetyltransferase activity; protein binding.